GGGAGAAACGAGGAGGUGUCGUUUGGUGACCCUAGCUAAACAUAUUCGCCCACUGCUGUGUCCGUUGCUCCUGGUUUGCUAACGGCUACAGUAGCUAGCUUUAUAUAUAUUUAAAAAAAUCCGUAAACAACAAUAACAUAUCAUCAAAUUAUGGAAGGCCGUGGCUACAGUUCAGGAGGAUACUCGAGCUGGGGAGGAGGUUCGGGGAGCCGAGGCUCAGACAACUAUGACCCGUAUGGAGGGGGCUACAAGGACUCCAUGUCAGGGAUGGGGGGCUACGGAGGGGGGCACAAGAGGGGUCUCUCUGGGAGCUCUCUGUUGUCGACGGGGACCAGUGCAGAUGCUGUCAUCGCUAAGAUCAACCAACGCCUUGACAUGCUGACCCAGCUGGAGGGAGGCAUGAAGGGUGGGGGGCGCAGCGACAGGUAACACACACAGAUCUCUAGCUGACAUGCACAAACUCUUUUUCCCUGGCUGGUAAAGGUGUCCUCAUGCUCCUCAGCCCAAAGUGUCCGGAACAGCUCGUGCAUAUAUCAUGACAACAUUGUGACAUUUUUGUGGUCUUCGGUACAUUUCCCCCUGGGUUGUUCUGUCAAACAGUAUCGAUUCUUCAGGAAAGUCUUUGUCAUUCAACGAGAGAUGAUGAUUGGUUUUCAAGCAAAUUCUUUCAUUGAGAAAUACUGCACAAGACAUCUUAGUUACCUGUAAAAUUGACUAUGAUCUCCUCUGCAAAAAAAAAAAUUCCAUGAGUUAUUAGAUUAACUCUUGACUAUUUUGAGGGAGUGUAUACUGGCUAUGGCACCUCAAAAUGGACAGACUAUUGCCGCGUUUCUCAUUUUUCAAGCGAAGGUCUUUUAAGGGAGUAUGCGACCACACUCGUUCAGUUCGCCUAGCCCACUAUUAUAGCUAGCACCAGCCGAACUGAAGCAAGCUAACACCUUAACUCUCCCCUGGUUUCGACUCGCCACACACACACACACACACACGUCUUUGCACUCAGAUCAAUCAAGCACCUUCACACAGUUGUGUAGUCUGCCUUUCCAACACUAUACAUACACUCUAUCAUCUGACCUGCACCUCUCCUGUGUUUUCACACAUCUGCAGCUAGCUGUUUCCAUAUCAAUCCUCCUUUCUCUUCACACCUCAAUCACUCUCAAUCACCUCACAAUGCUGCCACACCCUCGCUCUUUCCUGCUUGAAUCACCU
Messenger RNA from Oncorhynchus kisutch (coho salmon), 1206 nucleotides. RefSeq names its product glycine-rich RNA-binding protein 7-like. Gene Ontology annotation, molecular function: DNA binding. The record is from RefSeq and is a predicted model, not a curated record. The transcript has 3 exons. The coding region runs from base 151 to 429 and encodes 92 amino acids. Lineage: Eukaryota; Metazoa; Chordata; Actinopteri; Salmoniformes; Salmonidae. Gene Ontology annotation, cellular component: nucleus.